UGUUGCUCAUACUCAUGCUGCUGCUGCUGCCGCUGCUCGGCCUGGGGCUGGCUAAAAAACAAAAGCCACUGGACUCUUGGCAAAAACACUACUAUCAGUCGCUCUGGCCAAUGAAAGUUCGGUUCACCACAACGCCACGACCGGGCCGCACUCCGGAGCCGCUGGAGAUGCGCAAGGUCUUUCCCUGUUUCUGCUACACGCCCAAAAUCGAAAGCGAAGCCGACAAGGCUACUACCAAAAGCUAUGAGAAAUUUAUACAGGAACCCAAGGAAAUAUUUAUAGUAAAUUGAUGAUUAAACAAAACACUAAAUUGAUUGAAA
Drosophila busckii is the source of this 320-nucleotide messenger RNA. RefSeq lists its product as uncharacterized. Lineage: Eukaryota; Metazoa; Arthropoda; Insecta; Diptera; Drosophilidae. The record is from RefSeq and is a predicted model, not a curated record. Bases 15 to 290 code for a protein of 91 amino acids. The transcript has 2 exons.